Panicum virgatum (switchgrass) is the source of this 1825-nucleotide messenger RNA. RefSeq names its product trithorax group protein osa-like. The transcript has 2 exons. The record is from RefSeq and is a predicted model, not a curated record. Bases 529 to 1605 code for a protein of 358 amino acids. NCBI's taxonomy places the organism in Eukaryota, Viridiplantae, Streptophyta, Magnoliopsida, Poales, Poaceae.
UAGGAGGAGGUUGAGGCCUGAUGCCUGAGCUGUCAGUCUUCCUCCUCCGCGUCGUCGUCGCGCACGCGCGCACACCCAGCGUCCCUCCCUGACCAGCUGUACACACACAUAUACACACGCGAAAAGGCACAGCCCAGCUGCGCUGCCGCCGCUGCACAGCUGGGCGCGGCCGUGGCGGAGCUCGGAGACCCCUCCCUCCUUUAAUUAGGGUGGCCGCUGAGCCGAGCCCGGCCAUAAAGCCGGCCCCCCGGCAGGCCGCGACCCCUGCCCUGCCCCGGACACCCCAUCCUGCCCUCGCCCUGCGCUCCGUCUCCGUCCCUCCGUCUUCCCGCCGCGGUCUCUCUCUUUCCUCUUGCUAGAGAGGGAAGGGAGAGCGGCAGGGAGGCGGCGGACGAGGACGAGGACGAGGAGGGGGAGGAAGGAACAACAAGCACAGCAGCAGCCAGCAGGGCCCGGCCGCGAUCCGUCCUCGCUCCCGCUCCCCGGUCGACCAAAUCCUUCUCCAGGCGCCGCACCGACGACGACGACAUGGCCGCUGCCGGGCACGCCGUCGUGCCCAAGUUCGGAUCCUGGGACGCCGAGAACAUCGGCUACACAGUCUUCUUCGACAAGGUGCGCGACAACAAGCCCGCGCCUCCCAACAAGCCGCCCGCCGCUGGCGCCAGCGACGACUUCGACCCGUACGAGCACUACGAGAACCUCAGCAGGAAGGUGCCGUCGCGCCCGCCGAGCUCGCACGGCGGCCACGGCCAUGCGCCGGCGCCCGCCACCAAGGCGCCCGCGCCCGGCGGCGGCGGAGGGUACGACUUGGACCCGUACGAGCACUACGAGAGCCUCAGCAGCCGGAACGUGCCCUCCCGGCCGCCGAGCUCGCACGGCCACGCGCCGGCCGGCUACGACUACUACGACCGUUACGAGCACUACGACAAUCUCAGCAGCAGGAACGCGCCGGGCCGCCCGCCGAACUCCCACGGCCACGCGCCGCCGCCGCCGCAGCAGCAGCACCAGCACCAGCACCCCGGCGGCCACGGGUACCACCACCGGCGGACCGGGAGCAACGGCAGCAACGCGGCGUCCGAGGCUAGCAGCCGCGGCAGCAAGUUCUCGCCGCCCAGGCCGUACCAGCCCAGGUACAGCAGCAACAACUACCCGGCGCAGCCGCAAUCCGGCGGCCACGGCGCCGCCCAGUACCACCACCGCCAGCAGCAGCACGGCGCCGCCCACGCCCAGUACCACCACCACCAGCAGCAGCAGCACGGCGCGCCGAGGGCGGCGUCCCCCACGCCGUCGCCGCCGCGGCACCACCAGCCCCCGCCCCCGCGGCGGCCCAAGCCGUCGGCCGUGCCCCGGUUCGGCGUCUGGGACGAGCAGAACGCGGCGAUGGCGGCGCAGGGGUUCACCGUGCAGUUCGAGAAGGUGAAGCGGCACCGGGAGGAGGCCAGGACGGCCCCCGCGCCGCCCGCGCCGCGGCCGCAGGAGACGCUGCCUCCCGAUCACGCGGCGGGGGCGGCGGGGGCGCGGCGGCACGCGAAGAGGAAGCCCAAGAGGUCCUUCAUGUCCAGGAUGUACCGGUGCCUGUUCCCAAGGGUCAGAGAGUGGGAGUGAGUGAUCGGGUGAGGCCGCAGCUCGGUAAAUUACUAGUAGUGGUAUAAUCCGACGUUCAUUACCACUCAAUCAUCAAUUCUACUCGAUUUCUUCCUCACAGACUGUACUAUUCUAGUUCUACUUGAAAAUUUGUUCGUUCUUUGGUCAUUACUUCUGUAUACUGUAUGUAUAAGCUCCCAGUAUUAUUAGUACAAAUUGCACCAAAGAUCAUGUUGGAGUA